Messenger RNA from Lachancea fermentati, 891 nucleotides. Lineage: Eukaryota; Fungi; Ascomycota; Saccharomycetes; Saccharomycetales; Saccharomycetaceae. The record is from the annotation of a GenBank genome assembly.
AUGCCUUCAAAUCACAUAAUUCUACAGUAUGGCACUAAAACGAUCAAAAUUGGAAGGGCUGGUGAUCAUGAAUAUAUAGACACCUACUGUUUUAAAAAUGGCUUUGUCGGUGAUGAGGACUUUCUUUACCGCUUAUUAUAUCGAUGGUUUCAUGAUAAACUAAUGACUUCACCACAACACACCAAGCUAAUUAUUCUGGAAAAUAUCAUGCUAUCGUUAGGACAUAAAAAGCUUCUUUGUAAGGUAGGUUUGCAGCGUUUGGGAGUGGCAAGCAUGAGUUUUAUCCCUGAUAUAUUGAUGUCUUGUGUUGCCGCUGGUGUAAGAAGCGGAAUAGUGAUAGAUAUCGGUGCUGAGCACACGGUAAUUGCUCCUGUGGUGGAGUUGAGAAUAAUUGACAGCCAUAUUGGUAUAACCAACAGAGGAGCAGGCUAUCUACACAAGAAGCUCGAAGAAUCACCUGCUGUGGUAUCACCAGAUUCCACAUCUCUAGCAUCACCAUCUGAAGCUGACCAAGAAUUGAUUCUCAACAUUGUAGAAAGUCAAUUAAUGGGUUCCUUUUUUUCAGGUGACUACGAUAUGGAUGAAAUGCCUAUUUGUCCUCUACUCUAUAGAUUGACAUCGAAAUUUCCAGUUGUUUUGAAGCAAGCAUUGAAUUCUCGAAUAAUUCUCACCGGGUCCAUAUGCGAAUAUCAGUAUCUUAAGAACUAUUUGGCGCAGUUUUUAAGCACCGAAUUUCAGGUUUUAGACACUCUCGGACCAUGGGCAGGUGGCAGUUUAUUUGAAGUGCACCGGCAAAAGCUGAAAUCUGCUGAUCCGAUGGAGAUAACGCAAGAAAUGAUGGCAGAAAACUGUCCUAUACCUGACUGGCAUUUAAAGAGAUUUUAUAUAUAG